Messenger RNA from Peromyscus eremicus (cactus mouse), 3893 nucleotides. RefSeq names its product zinc finger and BTB domain containing 32 (gene Zbtb32). The record is from RefSeq and is a predicted model, not a curated record. Gene Ontology annotation, biological process: regulation of transcription by RNA polymerase II. The coding region runs from base 2166 to 3620 and encodes 484 amino acids. Gene Ontology annotation, cellular component: nucleus. The transcript has 7 exons. Lineage: Eukaryota; Metazoa; Chordata; Mammalia; Rodentia; Cricetidae. Gene Ontology annotation, molecular function: DNA-binding transcription factor activity, RNA polymerase II-specific; protein binding; RNA polymerase II cis-regulatory region sequence-specific DNA binding.
AAACUAGGUAUAUGUAGGAACGUACCCUUCCCACAAUGUCUCCCCAAAAUGGGUAUGUGUAGCCUCCUAAUAAAUUCCUCAUUCCUUCUUUGAUGAAGAACACCCCCUUAGAAAUUAUUCCUGUGUUCUCCUCAUUUGCUGCAGAAGAUAAAUCUUUCUCCUCUCUUUCAUGCUUGGCUAUAUUUAUUUGGACUUUGCACUUACCAAGACGCAUUCUCAUUGCGUUAGGUAACAUCUUCCCUGUACAUUGUAAAUUUCCACAUUGUAGGGAGUUGAGAGAAAGCUUGAGUUUUCAGAUUGGAGGUGCUCAAAUAGCGGGGCAUAAACAAGAAGGAUGGUGUUUUCCUUGAGUUUGUGUGGAAGGAGCCUCCAAGGCCAUUAACAGUGACAGAGAAAGGUCAGUAGAGAGGGCAGAAAAGGGCAAAAUCUAGCCAAUCAACACUGUCGGCUGCUUGAUGACACAUGUCAUCUCAGCUUCACGCCUUGCCGCUUACACCCCCCCACCCAGCCAAUCAGACGCAAGGCCCAAGCUCCGCAGCCAAUCAGCUGCAGUGAAAAACCAGGCGCUUCACUGGCUGGUCGGCACCCAACAGGCACCAAUAAGGAAAGAGCAGGGCCAGAGCUCCAGCCAAUCAGCGUCUGCCUCAGGACCAAGCCGCGGAGGCUGCGCGCUCUCGCGCUGGUGGCCUCGAGGUGCUGGUCCGGCGUCGAGCCCCACUUCCUAACGGCCACUCCGGCCCGUGCUGCCCUCCGAGUGGGUGAGGUUGAUGCGGGAAGAGACCGAACUGAGAAAUGUCAUUUGUCAUCAGCCCAGGAAAAGGAGAUUUUUCUCUUCGAAGACCACCACAGGCUUCCUGGGGUUGCCCCCCCUCAGAGUCUGCUGGGAGGAUCUGAGUCACACACACCCAGUCCUUGCUGUGGUCCAGGGAACAAGGGUCAGCCUCACAGAGUAAAAGGGGCUUAAUGUACUAAGCCAGGAAGGGAGGGACGAGGUUCCGCCUUUGGUUCCCCUGUGCUUCAGAUUCUGUUUCUGUCCUUAUACUAUGAGGUAUCAGAAACGGUCCCCAGCUCCUCCAUGCGACUGUCGCCUCUGAGACAGAACUAAUAGCAGCUGAGUGUUGUGCUGAACUCACAGACCACUUCCUCAUGCAUGCCACUUCAUCUCCCCCUGCGCACACACCUCGAAAGAUCACUGAUAUUUGAUGCAUGAGGUGACUGAGGCUCAGAGAGAUGACUUGCCCAAGGUGAUUCAACUAGGAAAUGGCAGAGAUGAGGCUCAGACUGUGACUAUUCCAAAGUUCCUGGCCCCACAGAUUCACGUCUAAUAAGGUAGAGUUAGAGUGAGGAACUGUCCGGGUUGUCAAAAGUAGAUGGUAGUCUCUUGUAGGUCUCAAGCAGAGACAGAAGAUAUAAAGCCACACCCCUUUGGGGGACUGUGGCAGAUUGAUACUUGGGAUGACUGAGGACAGGGGUGGAGCUAGCUGGAGGGGAGCCCCAAGAGCAGUAGAGAGCAUGCGGUGCUAGGAGGCAGCUUACAGAGGUGAGUGACUGUCUCCCUGCAGCUAAGCCUUUCCUCCAUUCCAACCCUUUCUGUUCCGUCCCUGCCACCUUGCACCACUCACCCCAAGGUGUCCAAGUAGUAACUCUCCCUCCUACAAGGGCCCCUCACUCAUGGAGGGUCUGCAGGCGCGGGAGGGCUAGGCCUGCUAGGUGCUAAGACACUUGGGCUAUUUCUUGAUCUCCGUCUCCAGUAUUCUGGGAGGCCCGUGUGAUGUUUUUGUGGGUGAUUAAACUCUUGACUUGUUGGGCACUUUCUGGGCUUUAUUUUUGGCUUAUAAAACCAGAAAUCAAACCAUGCUUUAGGCUCAUUCUGAGAGGAGAUAGCUUCCCCUUCUCAAGGUUCCCUUUCCUUUCAGUUCCACAGGCAUCACAGCCUCCUCUAAACCUCUGCUGUGGCUCUCAUUCACUGGACAGGAAUCUCUGGUCUUCCUAAUUCCUUCCCUGAGGAUGUCUUCUAGACAUGUCAGCCUUGGAGAGUGACGCCCUAGAGCCUGCUCUCCUGCUGUGCCUGAGGAUUUGCGGGAUCUCCCUCCCCUUUCUGCCAUGGACCCCCCAUUGUGACUUUUCUUUUGGAGCUUCUGAAACGGGUAGAUUAGCCAGGAGCCAUGCCCCAGACCCCCACAAGACUGAUCAGCCCCUAUGGCUCUGAUAGGUUGGUGCAGUUAGCUGCUAGGCUUCGGCCAGCACUCUGUGAUACCCUGAUCACUGUAGGGGGCCUGGAGUUCCCUGCUCACAGCUUGGUGCUAGCAGGGGCAAGUCCAAGGUUGGGUUGCAGGGGCCGUUGGGCUCUGGUUGAAGGCAUCAGCCCUUCUACCUUUGCUCAGCUUCUAACCUUUGUGUAUGGAGAGAGUGUAGAGCUACAGCCUGAGGAGCUGGGCAACCUUGAAGAGGCAGCCAGAGCGUUGGGGGUGCAGGCCCUGGAAGAGGCAUGCAAGAGAGCGCAAAAGGACAAGAAUGGAGAUGAGCUGGAUCCAGGACUGAAGAGGCACCAGGAGGCAGAGGAACUCAUGAGGAAUUCUGAGAGAGGACUUGGGGGUCCUGGAGAGAAACAGAAACCAGAGAAGGAUUUUAGAAGUAAUGGGAGAGAACAGGAGAUGCUAAAUAAGCGCAGAGCCCCCGGAGAGAGCCCUGAGAGGGCAGGGAUAACUAGGAAGAUGAGAUCAGAGGAGGCCCUCAGCCCAGCCCCCGUGGGCCACAGGGGAGCAGAAAGGAAGCAAGGAGAGGCCCUACGAGGAGGUAUAGAGAGCCCUGAGGGCUCUGAGGAGUGUCUCCGUGGGUGCCCUGGUCCCCUUUCCCCACCAGGUUCCCUCCUAACCAGCCUCAUUCCCAGGCCCUGGUGGGCUGAGGCCCCUUGGUGUAGAGAGGGCCAACCUACCCUGUGGAGCAUUUUCCUGUGGCCGCCCAGAUAUGGCACUCCCUUCUCCCUUAGCACCCCCAUCACUGCAGCCUGGCAGGUCUGGCCUCAAGACCAGAGGAUCCCACUGACCUUGAGGGACUCCAAAGGUCUCUGGAGUCAGAAUCAGCUGGCCUCCUCCAGCCCCACUCCAGGAUCCUUCCCCCAGGGCCCUGAACAACCCAGCCCUUGGGAGAUAGAAGAGUCUGGGCAAGGGCACACAGGCAUACUGGCAACCUGUGUGGGUCAAGAUCACACAUUGAGCUGCCCAUCCCACCAACACCCACCUUCACCCCCUCCUGCUCGCUCUCGGCCCUAUUCUUGCUCUGUCUGUGGAAAGAGGUUUUCACUCAAGCAUCAGAUGGAGACGCAUUACCGAGUCCACACAGGAGAGAAGCCCUUCUCCUGUAGCCUCUGUCCUCAGCGCUCCCGGGACUUCUCUGCCAUGACCAAGCACCUGAGGACACAUGGGGCUGCUCCCUAUCGCUGCCCUCUGUGCAGGGCUGGCUGCCCCAGCCUGGCUUCCAUGCAGGCGCACAUGCGUGGCCACUCGCCCAGCCAGCUGCCGCCUGGAUGGACCAUACGCUCCACCUUCCUCUACUCUUCCUCGAGGCCGACUCGGGCCUCGAUCUCUCCCGGGAAUCCUACCUCCUCCUCUGCCACCUGACCGAGUGUUGGUAGCUUCCCUGGCUUGACAAGCGUCCAGUCGAAGAAUGAACGGCGGGCGGGCUCAGCCUGUCUCUAGGGCUGCCAGGCUAAUUUGACAGAAGCGCUGCGCUGCGGGACAGGAACCACGAACCCUCUCCGGAUGAGUGAGGGUUGCAGAAGUCUCGGCCGGCUGGCGGCGAGUCCGAGUCAAAGACAUUUAAAGUUGGCCGGAAUGAAGAUUAACUGGGGACUAUCAAUUUCAUCACUAUAAUAAAGUUUCCUGUGUUCUGUA